This is a messenger RNA of Lodderomyces elongisporus, 1284 nucleotides long. Its product is annotated as GPI-anchor transamidase subunit. Gene Ontology annotation, biological process: attachment of GPI anchor to protein. Gene Ontology annotation, cellular component: GPI-anchor transamidase complex; membrane. Lineage: Eukaryota; Fungi; Ascomycota; Pichiomycetes; Serinales; Debaryomycetaceae. The transcript has a single exon. The coding region runs from base 1 to 1284 and encodes 427 amino acids. The record is from RefSeq and is a predicted model, not a curated record.
AUGAGCAAAUUGACGCAGGUGUUUCUCAUAGGGGGUCUUGUGAGGUUCCUACUACCUUCACUUGUCCCGUCUAUUGUCCCAGUGCUAGGCUCUAUUGUUGAGAUCACGACACCAAUUACAUCGUUCAAAGCACUACAAGAAGCAUUUUUCUUCCUUAAUAGCAGUAUCGAUUUGUAUGAUGGAGGUGUUAACCACCAUCCACCAUUGCUUGUUACUGUGCUAUCUUUGGUCGACGCAUUUCCUAUCUCAAACGUAUGGUUCCAUAUCAUAUACUCCUUAACUGAUUUGUCGAUUGCGUGGCAAUUAGUUCAAAUCAACAAGUGGUACCAGCUAUACACUUCAAAAAGAACCGGAAAAAAAAUAACGGGUUUCAAUGAUGACUUAAUUGCAAGUUUCUACUUGUUCAACCCCUUGAUCUUAUUGCUGAAUCUAAGUCAUUCAACAAUUGUAUUCACCUGGUUAUUCGUUGUGUCCACCAUAUAUCAAAUCACGGUAAAGAAACAACCGGCGCGUGCAAUGAUUCUACUCGCAAUUGCCUCAUAUCUCUCACUCAACAGCUUUUACUUGCUCCCUGCUGUGCUUGGCCUCAUACACGUCACAUCGCGAACGCAGCAUACGCUUGGACAGAUUUAUGUUUUCAAUAUUGGGAUAUACAUCUGCACCAUUGCGCUUCUUAUACUAAUUUCAUUUGCAUCUACAGCAUCAUGGCAGUUUAUUGACAACUGCUAUUUAAGCGUUAUAUUGUUCAAGAAGAUUACUCCAAAUGUUGGGUUAUGGUGGUAUUUGUUCACAGAGAUGUUUGAGUUUUUCACUCCAUUUUAUAUCGGCAUGUUCAACAUCUACUCGUUUGUAUUUGUUGUUCCUAUAGCUUUGAGGUUGUUUGAGUAUGCAAAGACACCCAAAUUGGGUGACUCCUUUGCAGUUGUGGUGUUGACCUUGUUGUGGAUCAGCUUUACAAAAUCAUAUCCUACAAUUGGUGAGUUGGGCUUUGCAUUGUCCUUUGCUACAAUCUUGAGAGGAUCAAUUAUUCCUCAUUGCAAAAUGAUCUAUAUUACAGGUAUGACUUUGGUUGUCUCUCUCAUAUUGUCGCCGAUUUUCUACUAUUGUUGGAUCGUUCUUGGUAAUGGUAACUCGAACUUCUUCUAUAGUAUCAACUUAAUCUGGGGAGGUGUGCAUAUUAUGUCUAUAAUGGAUUUACUUUGGGCCCAACUCAUUGGCGAUUACUUUGUUGAGAACAAUGUUUCCGAUGAUGAAAAGGCUAAAUUGCAACUUGCGCAGCUAUAG